GUCGCCGGCCAUCGCGCCCGCCCGCCGCUCGUCUCGAAACCACGGUCUCGCUUCCCACCGUCUCAGCUCGCCAUCCUCUCCGCACGCCGGUUUCGCGGUUUCUUGCAUGCAGCCUAUAAAUCCGGCCGGAGCACCCAGCUCUGUCCCAUCUCAUCUCACACCACUACUACUCAUCUUCCCUCACACACUUCACACACUUCACUGCUUUCGCGGUGUUCUCGUGCCACCAACCUCCCUCGCUAAGAUGUCGACGGUGACCCGCGCCUACCUCGACCAGAGGCUCGCCGCCGCCAAGCGCUGCUCCAGAGAGGCUGCCAUGGCCGGAGCCAAGGCCGCGGCCGUCGCCAUUGUCGCUGCCGCAGUGCCCACCCUGGCGAGCGUGAGGAUGCUUCCGUGGGCGAGGGCGCACCUGAACCCAACCGGGCAGGCGCUCAUCAUCUCCACCGUCGCCGGGAUGGCCUACUUCAUCGUCGCGGACAAGACCAUCCUGUCCAUGGCCAGGAAGCACUCCUUCAAGGACGCGCCGGACCACCUUAAAAACACCUCCUUCAACUAAUGAGCCUAUAAUAGAUCCAUUAGUAGUACUGUAAUGUUCGGGCAGCACUUACGUGGUAUCAGGCGAGGCUUGCAGACAGCCAGUGGUGUAGUAGUGCGCUUCUCUGCGCGCAAGAACUUAUCUGAUGAAGUGAUCUUGAAUUAAUAAUGACUAGCAUUUGUAAACUCGGCUUCACCUGCCAUCACCCAUCUUACAUUU
Molecule: messenger RNA, 754 nt
Organism: Triticum aestivum (bread wheat)
Lineage: Eukaryota; Viridiplantae; Streptophyta; Magnoliopsida; Poales; Poaceae
Product: early nodulin-93
Exons: 3
Coding region: 107-556 (149 amino acids)
Source: RefSeq, a predicted model, not a curated record